AUGGCCGGCGCUGCCUCAAAAUCAGGAAGCAGCAUGCCUGGAAAGGAGGGUGAACAGAAGUCAUCAUACUCCGUCGAGAAAGACAUCCAGGACCAUGGCGAGAACCUCGUUGCUGGCGUCAUCGGAAAGACAGGAGAUGUAGUCGACGAGACAGGAAAGACCGUCGGCAAGGUGACCGAAGGUGAAGCUGGCGAGCUGGUCGGCAAUGUUGUAACAGCGACCGGCGAUAUCAUCGGAAAGGAUGGUGGUGUCAUCGGCAAGGCCCUGCCUUUGGGCGAGCUCACAGAGAGUGUUGCCGGAGGUGAAAGCAAAGAGGGCGGCGGUGGUUUCAGCAUCAUGGGCGCCACAAAGGGUGUUAAGGGUAUUGUCGACACCGUCGACGGAACAGUGCAGACCGUCAACAGGACACUACCUCUCGUCGGCGACCUGACGAAGGGUAUUGGUCUAGGCGAAGGCCAAGGCGGUAUACUUGGAGGUGUUGGCCUUGGUGGCGGACAGGAUGAGAAGUCCCAGUCCGGUCUCCUCGGCGGCACGCUUGGAAGCGUCCUUGGUGGCGGCAAGAGCGACCAGGGAGAGCAAUCUGGACUCCUUGGCGGUGUCUUGGGCGGUACCGAGCCCUUAGAGCGCGACGACAACGCAACAGACAAGGACGAGAAGCUCACUCAGCUUCUGUCGCAAAAGCCCGAAGACCCUGAGGAAAAGGCGUCUCUCACAGAGGACGCGAAGAAGAAUCUUUUUGAAGCCAAUGACAAGACUUCUGAAGUUGCCCCCGUGGAUCUCCAGGACAACGAUCAACAAGAACAGAACGGCAAGCUCACCACCGGCGAAAACACCCAGUCAGAAACUGAACCAUCUCAAGCUGACAAGACUGAACUCACAGCACCCUCCACUGAUGGCGAUAAGUCCCAACAAGAUCUCCAGGAACUGGAGCCGGAGCCGGAGGACGACGAGGGCACCGCAAGACCCGAGUCCUUCAAAGACGAUGCGACCGAGAAAGCCGACACCUUCAAGGAUGAUGCUACCGAGCAGACGGAGUCUUACAAAGAUGAUGCGACUGAGCAAGGCGAAUCUUUCAAGGACGACGCAACUGAGAAGGCUUCGACAGUCAAGGAUGACGCGACGGAGAAGGCUGCCACCACCAAGAGCGAUGUUCAGUCACGCGUGCCCGAUGAUAUCGCGACCCUCGACAUUCCAGUUUCUCAGAUCCCUGACAACCUCAAGAGCGAGAUUCCCGACGAUCUCCAGACGGCAGACAUCCCCGUGUCUCAAAUUCCCUUUGAUGCUCAGUCCAAGCUCCCUACCGACCUGGUGUCCCAGCUUCCGGAUGAUGUCAAGACCAACGCCGACGUCACCGACUUCGCUGAAGACGACAACAAGACCGAACAGCCCACUGAAGCUCAAACGGGUGACGUUCCUGACUCUCAAGCGCCCGAGUCGGUCAAGACCGGCGAGACUGAGGACAUUCCCAAGUCUGAGAUCAAGGAAGAUAUUGGAAGCGUCUUGAGCACUGUUCGUUCUGCCAUCCCAAGCGAUCAGCGAACUGUGACUGUUGCUGGUGACAAGCUUCUUCAGCCUUUCGAGAAGUUCCCUGGUGCCGAAGUCAAUGACGAGGGCAAGGUCAUUUUCGACAACGCUUCUAUCGGCAGAAUUGCUGAGGGUGACCCUAACGACUUGGCUGGUCACAUCAUCGAUGCCGAGGGUAACAUUGUAAACGAGCGCGGCAGCAUCAUUGGCAAGGCUGAGCUCAAGACCGAGGUUGCCGAGGAACUCCUCAAGGACACAAUCGACUAUUCUAUUCUCAAGGGUGCCAAGGUCAACAAGGCCGGUAACCUCGUCAAUGACAAGGGCGAGGCUAUUGGACGUGUUGUAUCUGGUAUCUUGAAGCACCUCGUUGGCCGAAAGGCAAACGAGAAGGGCGAAAUCUGGAACGACUCCGGCAAAGUCAUUGGAAAGGCCGAGCCUAUUCCUGAAACUGAGCGCGAGGAACUUGGCGAGCCUGCGCCCUUCGAAGAUUUCCCUGGCGCUACCGUCGAGUCUGACGGCAACGUCCUCUACAAUGGCGAGAUUGUUGGUCGUGUAAUUGAAGGUGACCCGAAGAAGCUCAAGGGCAAGAAGGUUGAUGACGAUGGUGAUAUUCUUGACCGCAGCGGCAACACCAUCGGCAAGGCUGAGCGCUGGGAGCCCGAGCCCGAGCCUGAGCCGGAACCCGAGCCAGAGGUCGUUAUUGACCGAUCUGUCCUUGCGGGCAAGCGUGUUAACAAGGCUGGUAAUGUUGUUGACACCAACGGUACCAUUUUCGGUCGCAUCGUUGAGGGAGACAUCAAGCGUCUUGUUGGCCGCAUGUGCGACAAGGAGGGUAAUGUCCGCAGCGAGUCUGGUGAUAUUAUUGGCAAGGCUGAACUCGUCCCUGAGGGAGAGCGCGAAGGAUUCAAGGAGGGUCCUUUCGCUGAGCUCCCCGGUUGCACCGUCAACAAGGAGGGACACGUUGUCACCCCAGGAGGUGAUAUUGUCGGUCGUCUUGUCGAGGGUAACCCUAAGGUUCUCUUCGGUCGUGAGGUCGACGAGGAUGGAGACAUCCUGGACCGUAACGGCAACCAGAUUGGUAAGGCCGAACGUUGGGAGCCUGAGCCUGAGCCGGAGCCCGAGAAGAAGGUUGGACCUAUGGCUGGUCGCAAGGUGAACCGCAAGGGUGAAGUUGUUGACGAGGAUGGCAACAUCAUCGGAAAACUCACUACUGGUGAACUCUCGAUUUGCGCGGGCAAGGAGAUUGACGACGAUGGUGAUGUCGUAGACUCCAAGGGCCGCACGGUCGGCCACUGCUCGCUUAUUGAGGAUAUUCCCGAACCCGAGCCUGAACCUGAGGAGCCUCAGGAGGAUCCUGCUGAGGUUAAGGCCCGCGAGGAGGCCGAGGCUGACAGAAAGUUGGCCAAGUCCCUCGGUAGCGUCAUUGAGCAGGGUCUGGACCGCAUGCGUCCCAUCUGCAAGAUGAUCACACAGAAGAUUGAGAAGGCUGAGCGUACUCCUAAGGAGGAGCUUGACGAGGAACAACUUGUCAAGGAUGUUAAGCCUCUCAUCGAGGAGGGUGGCAAGAUCCUGAGCGAGCUUAACGGCAGUGUCCGCGCUUUGGACCCUGACGGAAGAAUCCAGCGCAACGCCAAGCACAAGUCUGCCACUCGUGAUGCUUCCCCUGAGGAGCACCACCUCGCCGACGUUCUCAAGGAGUUGACUGGCACCAUCACCGAAACCGUGGAGGGUGCUAAGCGCAAGAUUGAGGACAUGCCUCAUGCUAAGGAGCAGCUCAACCCUCUCUGGGGUCUCCUUACCGAGCCUCUCUUCCAGAUUCUGGCUGCUGUUGGUCUGUUGUUGACCGGUGUGCUGAACAUUGUUGGCCGACUCGUAAGUUGUCCAUCUCCAUCCAGCAUCGAAUCAUUUCUAACAUGUUCCCUAGCUCAACGGUCUUGGUCUUGGUGGUCUUGUUGA
Messenger RNA from Colletotrichum truncatum, 3480 nucleotides. Its product is annotated as lea domain protein. Lineage: Eukaryota; Fungi; Ascomycota; Sordariomycetes; Glomerellales; Glomerellaceae. The record is from RefSeq and is a predicted model, not a curated record.